AAUGGAUGCUACGUUUGCAGAUUAUUUCCCGACAGAAAGAAAACAUCUUGAGGAUUAUAUGAAAUAAAUGUAUGCAUGAUGCAGGACACUAAUGACUGGAGAGUCUUGAUGAGGAAAUCAUGUCUCUAUUAAACCACUGUGAUUAUUUCUAGCCUAUGUUUGCUGCACAGAAGGUAAUUCGCCUUCGUUAGCAAAGAGUUUUGCCACCGUGGAGCUAAAGCAGCUAAUAGUAAAGAGUUAAUCCGUGUUUCCGAGCAUUAAAAACUCGCAGUGUUGUUCAGCUAAGGACGGCAGGCUGGGGACGGGUUACAAAGUGGAACCAUUACUUCUGACCAAGUUUCAGGCAGCAUAAAAACAGGAUACAGGUGAUGUGGCUGAAACCUCGACCUACUUGAAGAUGUGAAGGUUUCAAACAAGGAUUGUGAAAAAGAAAAUCCUAAUGUUCCCUGUCCACCAGAACUCCAGGUUGCAUCAACAGAGCCUAGAACCUCUCCAGAUAAAGGAGGAAGAGGAGGAACUGUGGAUCACUCAUACAGGAGAGCAGUCUGCUGUGAAGGGGGAAGAUGAUGAGAAACCUCAGUUAUCAGAGCUUCUUUACGUCAAAACUGAAGACAACAGAGAGACAGAGGCUUCAACCAGCAGCUCAGCUGAACAGAUGCAAACAGAACCUGAUGGAGAUGAUUGUGGAGGACCAGAACUAUGUUCGAAAUAUUGCCUUCAGCUAAGUACUGAUGAAAUUUCUUCAGAUUCUUCUGCGACUGAAGUCAGUGAUGAGGAUGAUUGGCAAGGUCCUUUGUCAGGUUCUGAACCAGAAACUAAAAAGAGUCUCAAAAAUUGGGAGAACACAGAACCUCAGUCAGAGUCUGCUAAGCAAUUUGUAUCCAAGCUGUUUCUUCAGACAGGACCAAGCUCUUCCAUGUGUUUGGUUAAAAGCAAAUGUCUUGUAGUCAAAGAACCUUUGGAUUCCCAUUCAACUGGUUACAAACGGUUUGGUUGUGAUAUCUGUGGAAAACAUUUUUCCCAAAGGGGAAAUCUGGAGAAACACAUGAUGGUUCACAAACAAGAAAAAUCCUUCACCUGUGAGGAAUGCGGUAAAAACUUCAAACGACAUUUACAGCUUACAGUUCACCUUAGGAUUCACAGAGGUGAGAAACCUUUUGGUUGUGAUUUUUGUGGUAAAGGCUUUAUGGUAAACAGUGCUCUGCAAGCACACAAGAGACUCCACUUAGGAGAGAAACCGUUUGGUUGUGAUGUUUGUGGUAAAACAUUUCAUUUAAGGAGGAUUCUGAAAAUGCACAUGAAGGUGCACGCAGUAGAAAAACCAUUUCAUUGUACUAUGUGUGAAAAACAAUUCAAAUGUCCGUAUAUUCUUAAAAAACACAUGAGCCUCCACUCUGGACUGAAGCCGUUUGUUUGUGGUAUUUGCAGUAAAGCAUUUUCACAAGAAGAAACUCUAAAAACGCACAUGGUUGUUCACACUACAGAGAAACCAUUUGAGUGUGAUAUCUGUGGUAAAAGCUUCAAAUAUAUGUCCUACGCUCGAAAACACAAACUGUUUCACAGUGGUGAGAGCGGACAUAGCUGUGACAUUUGUGGUAAAACAUUUAUAUUAAAGCCUGCGCUCACAGCACACAGGAGGAGUCACACAGGGGAGAAACCGUUUUCCUGUGAUGAUUGUGGAAGAAAGUUUCAUGUCAAGGCAAACCUUAAGCAGCACUUGAGGGUCCACUCAGGUGAGAGACCAUUUGCCUGUGAUGUUUGUGGUAAAAGAUUUAGUAGAAAGACGCAUCUUAAAGUCCACACAAGGAUACACUCUGGAGAAAAACCAUUUUUCUGCAAUAUGUGUGAACAAAGGUUUCGUUUUCAACACAAUCUCAAAACCCACAUGAGAGUGCACACAGGAGAGAGGCCUUAUGUUUGUGAUUUUUGUAGUAAAGGAUUUUCGCGACAAGAGCAUCUGAACAAACACAUUGCUGUUCACGCAGCAGAGUAACCUUUCAGCUUUAGGUACUGUGGUCAAAGCUUGAUGGUGGUUCUUUAAAUUGGUGGUUUAAAAUGUUGAAAGUGCUGCCAAAAAACUUCAGUGAUUCAGGAAAGAUGAAGCAUAACUGAUGAGCACAUUAAUGGGUUUUCUGCAGAGGGUCAUCUUUAACCAAACUUAGGACACCUUGAUGUAUAACCAAUCUACUCUCAUCCUAUGCUUUUAGUAAAUGUUUCUGGCACUCUGCACUGUAUGUCUGCCUGACAUAGAGAGCUGGACAGCUAAUAAUUAUUGCCAUACCUGGACUUUUUCUGAGCAGGCCUAAGUGACUGCUUUUACAGAAGCAAAUCCAUUUAUCUUCCCACACGCCAAGAACAUUUCCUUAUCUAAACUGGGCUUCUGUGUUAUUUGGGAAUUAACAUAUUCCCUUCCACAUCUGUUAAAAGAUUUAGAGUCUCUCAAGUAGCUUGAAAUCAGCUGUUCAACUGUAUGGAAAUUAAAUACAAGUGGGCAGCAUUCAAAACAACUAACAUGCCCAUGUCUGAACAGGUUCACCUUAGGAGCAAGAUGCUAUAGGUACUCUCUAAAAACCCUAAGACAUCAUCAUAGGACCUAUGGCAGGCUACUGUUGACAUAAACGUGAUUUUCCAUUCAUGAAAAGAGCCUCAUACCAACUGUUAAGCAUGGACUUAAAAGUGACAUGGCUGAGAAUUACCUGGAAAGUCCUGGAUUGAGUCAAAACCCAGAUGUUGAUUUCACUAAGAUGCUGUGGGAUUCCUUGAAACAGGCAGUGUAUGCAAGAAACCCCUUAAACAGCUCAGCUAAGUGAGGAGUAGGGAAAGGGUUUUCUCAGACCGAGGUCAGAGACUUUUAGAUGGCUACAAGAUGCAGCUCACUGAAGGUAUUUCAACCAAAGGGAGCAGGACUUUCUAUUAGGGAGUUGGGGAUCCUAACCUUAGAUAACUAAAAAGAUAACUAAAAAAGUAUUAAUGAAUAUUUAAUAGGAUGUGUCAAUAUUUUCAUGACUACAUACAGGUCCUUCUCAAAAUAUUAGCAUAUUGUGAUAAAGCUAAUUAUUUUCCAUAAUGUAAUGAUGAAAAUUGAACAUUCAUAUAUUUUAGAUUCAUUGCACAC
Girardinichthys multiradiatus is the source of this 3115-nucleotide messenger RNA. RefSeq names its product gastrula zinc finger protein XlCGF26.1-like. The transcript has 3 exons. Gene Ontology annotation, cellular component: nucleus. Gene Ontology annotation, molecular function: RNA polymerase II cis-regulatory region sequence-specific DNA binding; DNA-binding transcription factor activity, RNA polymerase II-specific. NCBI's taxonomy places the organism in Eukaryota, Metazoa, Chordata, Actinopteri, Cyprinodontiformes, Goodeidae. Gene Ontology annotation, biological process: regulation of transcription by RNA polymerase II. The record is from RefSeq and is a predicted model, not a curated record. The coding region runs from base 440 to 1993 and encodes 517 amino acids.